UACUCUACCAUUCCGUAGUUGUCGUAACAAAAAGCUUCAGUACCUCAUCGAAAAACCGAAAUUAUUUUUCUUUUCAAAAUGAUUAAGCUUUAUUGUGCACCUUAUAGUCCACCAAGUCAGUCUGUCAAAUUGACAGCAGAACAUAUUGGAGUUUCUUACGAACUUGUAGAUUGCUACACUACAAAAGGAGACCAUUUGGCUGAAGAAUACGAAAAGUUAAAUCCCCAGAGGAAAAUACCAUUUAUUGUUGAUGGGGAUUUUAAACUUGGUGAAAGCCGAGCAAUUAUGAUUUACUUAGUAGAAAAAUAUGGCAAAAAUUCAAGAUUACUACCAAUAGAUCCAAUGGGACGGGCACUGGUUAAUCAAGCAAUGAAUUUUGAUAUGGGAAAUCUUUAUAAGUCAAUAUCUUCGUACUACUUUCCAGUUUUAACAAAACAGGAAGAAAGUCAUUCACCGGAAAAAUAUGAGAAGCUGAAAGAAUCAUUUUCUAUAUUAGAACAAAUCUUGGAUGGACAAGAUUUCGUGGCUGGUCGUAAUUUAACUAUUGCUGAUUUUACAGUCAUAAUUUCUGUAACAACUGCCGAGGUGUUUGGAUUUUAUCUUGAUAAGUACAAAAAUACAGUAAAAUGGAUAGAUCGUGUUAAAGUAGCCGUGCCGAGUUACAAGAAAAUCUACGCUGAAGACGUCGAUCAGCUGAAAAAGCUAAUGGUUAAGAUGAUGGAGAAUUGACGUCGAAAACAUCACUGCUACCCUCUCGGUUGUUUAAUCGGCAAAAAAAGCUUCCUUCACACUUUCAAAACGAGAAAAAAAUUUUAUCAUCAAAUGAUUCAGAAGAAGUGACGACGGUGGCGAUCGACGUCUGCAUUAAUUUAUUUAUAUAAAAUUCGAUCGGCCGAGAGAAAAUUCUUUGCAAGGAUUUACGAAGCCUUAAUAUCCUUAAAGUGUCUCGAGGAUAAUCAUUUUACACGCUUCGGUGGCAAUGUCGUAAAUGAUACAACUUUAUUUUCACCGACUAAGGGUUCGAGUCACUUUGUUUUUUAUCCGACACUUGCAAUUCAGGGUUAUAAUGUAUCCAAACGUGUCGCGUACAUUCUUAUUGUAUGCAUUUUUAUAACAGGCCUUAAUGCAUGUAUGCAUGCACAGUAGAUACCAUGCACGAGAGGCACAAAUGCAAGAAAUAAGAAAAAAAACGGCAACGGCAACGGCAACGGUGACGUUGAAGGGAAGAACGGACAGGAAGCCUUAGCUGGAUUGUGUCUACAACUUUCUUUCUUUCUUUCUUACGUUCACGCACGCACCAUAAUAUUCAAUAUUCUUACGAUGUCAAUACCAUAUACAUAUACGUCGCGCAUAUUACAAACGAUCACAGAGCGCGAGACAGAAAGAGACAGAGACAGAGAAGAAAAAAAGACGCAGAAAGUAUAUAUUUUGCAUAGGGCCGUGGAGAAGCCCUUCCUCUACUGGCGUAUGUAGCAAUAUUAUGUGUGUGAGUGCGUUCGGUAGUGCGACGCGUACGCGCAGAUACGAGAUUUUUUUACUUUUUCGGCUACUGGAAUGAGGUAGCAGUGAGGACACACGUUGCCGGUCAAAUUCAAAUGAAUAAACGGGUCCCGUGAGAAAGAACAAUAUUUCGAAGCUUUUAACGCCCGAGAGUGCAUGCGUCGCAAGGCACCAGUAUAUUAUGUGCACAUACACACGUUUGAUCUCGUCGCUUCCUUUUAUUUCUUUUUUUUUCUUUUUUUUUGUGUGCACGGUACGAGGCACGCGAGCAGAACAAGAGAAAGAACGGAUAAUGGAGUGCUGUGCGCGGAGCCCUACACGUACACAUUCUACGGAGUGUGUUAUGAAAGAAAAAAGAGUGAGAGAGAGCUUAACUAAUGAGAAGAGCGCUUUAAAUUAGGUACACCACUUGAAGCGACGACGCCAAAGUGAUGUGCCUGACUUGUCAAUGGCAGCUCGCAACAUUUAUUUUACUUUCACCGAUGCGAUUGUAGCUCAAAGACUUGUUGUACUCAAGCCUAUUAUUUGAUCACGUGUAA
Trichogramma pretiosum is the source of this 2039-nucleotide messenger RNA. RefSeq names its product glutathione S-transferase 1-1-like. The transcript has 5 exons. Gene Ontology annotation, biological process: glutathione metabolic process. The coding region runs from base 79 to 729 and encodes 216 amino acids. NCBI's taxonomy places the organism in Eukaryota, Metazoa, Arthropoda, Insecta, Hymenoptera, Trichogrammatidae. The record is from RefSeq and is a predicted model, not a curated record. Gene Ontology annotation, molecular function: glutathione transferase activity.